UGGCAUGACAUUAUGGGCUGUAGUUUUGUCUCACAUGAGUUGUGCUUUGAAUCCUCUCAUUUAUGCUUAUGGAAUGCCAGGGUUUAAAAAGGCUCUUCGUGAAUUCUUCAACAUUAGUAAUACAGAUCAGACCAACACGGGUGUAUUCUAUUCGAAUUACUUGCGAUCUUCCGGUGUGCCUAAAUCUCAAGCUAGUCUAGAGAAUAGGCUAAAGAGGUAUCCCACUGAGACCCUGCGCAAGAUCUCAGCACCUACCCCAAACAUCAAGCGAAGCCUACAUGUGAGGUCGGAACGAGGGACACGAAGGCAGACAAUUGACGUUACUCGAUAGAUCAUGCACAGAAUGUUGCGUAUAUUUCUCUUUUGACUAUCUAUGUGUUGAAUUCAUCAUCAUGCGUGUAUAGAAUCAAUUGUAAAAUAGCUCUUACGACACUUAUCAUCGAGCUUUCACAGUCAGGAAUAUUUGUGAUCUUUUGCAUAUCAUUGCAUCAGUGAGUACUCAGAUCUCCAUCGCUCCGUGCAAGUCAAACUUUGUAUGGUUUUACUCAAGCAUAAAUCUUCUUCCCAAUAAAUUGCUCAUUGCAGUCAUCACAAUUAGCCACUCAGCUCCCUGGUAACCGGAGAAUAGCGCUCAUCUUGGAAAUAUACCUGAAUCACUUUGUAGGAUUUCGACCACUAAAACUGUAAAUUCUAAAAUUGCGCUCUAUGCUCUAUUUACC
Molecule: messenger RNA, 719 nt
Organism: Cylicocyclus nassatus
Lineage: Eukaryota; Metazoa; Nematoda; Chromadorea; Rhabditida; Strongylidae
Source: the annotation of a GenBank genome assembly